UCGAAUGAGAAGCAACCUUGGCAAUCAUGAGUCCACCGAGGUGACCAGGGAGGAGACCGCUUCCGAUCUUUUCAUACAUAUGCUCCAUGCUCUCUUCUCAAGUGAGAACCAGCUGAUUACAAUCUCUUGCCUGCCAAGCAAAACUCGGUUUGUCUUUUUCAAUACAUCUCGCAUUGUCUAGGAUCGGUUGCGUAAGGUUACAACGACGACAUCAUGGCCGAGAAAAUUAUGCCUCAUGAAGAUCACGAUGAUUUGGAGAAGCCCUCUCUCGAUGAACAUGUCGAGCAUACGGGUGAGGCUCUGUGGACCGACCCGAGGAUAACUACCUUCACGGUCGAGGAGCAGAAGAAGAUCGUAUGGCGCAUCGACAUUCGUCUCGUUCUCACCUUGGGCUUCCUUUACAUGAUUAGUUUGAUGGACAGGACGAAUCUGGGUGCUGCCAAUAUCGCAGGAAUGGCAACGGAGCUGAAGAUGAACGAUAAGAACAAUGCCUACACUGUUGUCUCUGUUGUCUUCUUCCUACCCUACGCCUUCUUCCAACCCGUGGCCACCGUGGUCAUCCGUGAGAUCGGCCCACGCAGAUUCCUAGCUGCUAUUGUCCUAUUCUGGGGAGCAACGAUGAUUGGAUUUGGUUUCGUGAAGAACUGGCAAACCAUGGCUGGCCUUCGAGUCAUCCUCGGUGCGCUCGAAGCUGGAUUCUAUCCAGGUUGCAUUUAUCUCCUCAGCACAUGGUAUCCCCGUUACCAGCUCCAGAAACGCAAUGCUGUCUUCUACCUGAUUGGAAGCAUGGCAUCAGCGUUCGCUGGUAUCCUAGCAUAUGGCCUCAUGCAACUGAACGGUCGAGCCGGUUUGACCGGCUGGAGAUGGAUCUUCAUCAUCGAAGGAGUCCUAACCUGCGUCCUCGGAAUCUUCUCCUACAUCAUGAUAGUCGAUUUCCCCGAGCUCUCCCCCACCUCCUGGAACUUCCUCAACGAGAAAGAAGCCGACUUCGUCGUCGCCCGCAUCGAGCACGACCGCGCCGACAUCCAAGUCGAGCCCUUCCACCUCGGCACCUACCUGCGCAACGGCCUCGACUGGAAGAUCUGGGGCUUCUCGAUGCUCUAUGUCUUGACGACCACUAAUUCAUACGCUAUUGCCUAUUUCCUCCCCAUCAUUCUUAGAGAUGGCAUGGGCUUCGACAUCGCCAAGGCGCAGUGUCUCGUUGCGCCUCCUUAUGUGGCGGCUGCGAUUGUGAUGUUCGUUCAAGCGUAUUAUGGCGAUAAAUGGCACCUCCGCGGCCCUAUCAUCGUCUUUAACGCUGCUAUGGGAAUCCUCGGCCUCGGCCUCCUCGGCUACACACACAACCAAGCCCUCCGCUACUUCGGCGUCUUCCUCGCCACAACCGCCUGCAACGCCAACUGCCCCGCCCUCGUAACCUACCAAGCGAACAACGUGCGCGGACAAUGGAAGCGCGCCCUGACAUCCGCGACGCUGAUCGGCGGCGGCGCCAUCGGGGGUAUUAUCGGGACGACGGUGUUCAGAGCGAAGGAUGCGCCCGGGUAUAAGCCGGGGAUCUUGACGUGUUUGAUUGCGAAUGCGUUGAUUAUUGUUAUUACGGCGGCGUUGACGCUGAAAUUUUGGAGGGCGAAUAACAGGGUGAGAGCCGGGGGGAAGAUGAUUGAGGGGCAGGCGGGGUUUUUGUAUACUUAUUGA
This is a messenger RNA of Mollisia scopiformis, 1692 nucleotides long. RefSeq names its product phthalate transporter. Lineage: Eukaryota; Fungi; Ascomycota; Leotiomycetes; Helotiales; Mollisiaceae. Bases 214 to 1692 code for a protein of 492 amino acids. The record is from RefSeq and is a predicted model, not a curated record. Gene Ontology annotation, cellular component: membrane. Gene Ontology annotation, molecular function: transmembrane transporter activity. The transcript has 5 exons. Gene Ontology annotation, biological process: transmembrane transport.